Pocillopora verrucosa is the source of this 863-nucleotide messenger RNA. RefSeq names its product mammalian ependymin-related protein 1. Lineage: Eukaryota; Metazoa; Cnidaria; Anthozoa; Scleractinia; Pocilloporidae. The record is from RefSeq and is a predicted model, not a curated record. Gene Ontology annotation, molecular function: calcium ion binding. Gene Ontology annotation, cellular component: extracellular region; lysosome. Gene Ontology annotation, biological process: cell-matrix adhesion.
GACACUGGCAGUGCAGAAUAGUACAAGGCAACGCCAGGUCCGUGUAUUUCGUGCGCUUUGUUAACUCUUCAUCAGAAUCGAGACCAAAAUGCUGGCCGUUCUUGCUUCGUUGCUCCUUGUGGCUCUUGUCAACGCGCAGAGACCCGUACCAUGCGAGAGCCCUCUAGUGUGGAACGGACGUCAAAUGACGCUUGAUCGAGAAAAGGAAUUUUUUGUGUUGGGAAGAAUAAGCUACGAUGCUGAAAAUGAAAGGAUUAGUAUCGUUGAAGAAGUGGAUUUAUUUCAGAAAGGAAAAAAGUAUUUCUACGAAUACAUUUUAUUGCACAAAGAGAAAGUCAUGUACCAAAUCGAGCUGAGUGUCAACAAAACGGGCAAGUGUAAGAAGAUAGAACUCACCGAACCCUUCCACAAGUUUGAAAUACCGGAAAAUGCCACAUUUGUUGCAGAAGGAACCAUUGGCUCCAAUGCCCUACCAGGUGCAGGAGUGAAUGUGCAGCUUUUCGCGGGAGAAAUCCAAGGAGAUAAAUACUCCGUGACGGUUACUGAAGUAGGUUGUCUUCCAGUUCAUGAAAAUAUUGAAACCAAAUCGGCCGGUGUCAUGCAUACCAGCUUUUUUAAUCUUGAACUUGGGGUGGACCCUGAGCGGUUUGUUCCUCCAAGGGAGUGCGAAUAGCCGUGGACGACUUAAGGAGCAUGCGCAGCUUUUCAUUGCUAAUGGAUUUGCUGAGAAGUGAUUAGUUUCAGAUCAGAGGCUUUUUUAUUUCUUUCACUGGUCAAAAAAAAACCAGGAAAGAAAACUUAGAAAGGAGCUUGAUUUGUAGUCAAUAGUGAAUCGUUUAAUAAACAUCGUCUGCAAAAAAAUG